Molecule: messenger RNA, 240 nt
Organism: Symbiodinium pilosum
Lineage: Eukaryota; Dinophyceae; Suessiales; Symbiodiniaceae
Source: the annotation of a GenBank genome assembly
GUGCAAUCAGUGCAGCGUGGCGCUGGCGGCUGCGGCGGCCAGGUCUUCCAGCGCAUCAAGGAGAACAACCCUGUCUUCAACCCGAUUCGGGACUGCAAUGAGGGCACGGAAGGGUUUUUCGAGGACGCGAGUGGUAGUGCUUCUUCGGGCGGCCAGUUCUUCCAGCAAGAGAACGCGAACGUGUCCGCCCACAACACGAUCCAGCAUUAUCUCGAGGGCACGGAAGGGUUCUCUGAUGAG